AUGGGAGCCCUGCAAAUAUUCCUCUUUCUUCUACUCCUGCACCAGCCCCACCCCCGACUCCUUCCCUUCCCGAUGGACAAUAAGAAAUGUGUUUAUACCCUUCACAUCACGGCUCUGCCGGGUCUUCACAUCCACCUCUCUCAGGAUUUGUCCUCAUCCUCACUUUUGUCCCACGCGUACACAGCAAAGGUUCUCAUCUCCGCAGGGCGUAUCAUUUGUAAUGAUUCAUGUCCAGAGCCUGUUGGAAGAGAGAAGGCCCUGGAGGUGCUUAGGCAUCCCGGCGUGAGAGACAACACGCUCCUGAAGAAUAGAUUGGCCACAUGCGGCAAAGCACAAGUGGGAGCCGCGGAGCUCAUGGAGAGAGGGGACGGUGCACGCGAACAGACGUCUCCCACGGGCGCCAGUCCUCGGAUCCUCAACCCUCUGCGUUUGUUUGCCAGGGCCUCCCCGGGGUUCAAAAGCAACAUGAAGGAAAUGUCCUAUAUACAGAAUAUGGAGGACUUCUGGGACUGGUUAUCUAACCAGACAGAUGUUCAGGAUCCUCAGGCCAGAACUAAACGCAGGCCCAUCGUCAAGACCGGCAAGUUCAAAAAAAUGUUCGGGUGGGGUGACUUCCACUCCAACAUCAAGACGGUCAAACUCAAUCUUCUGAUCACGGGCAAGAUCGUGGACCACGGCAACGGCACCUUCAGCGUUUACUUCCGCCACAACUCCACUGGCCUGGGCAACGUGUCAGUUAGCUUGGUACCGCCGUCCAAGGUGGUGGAGUUUGAGAUAGCCCAGCAGUCCACGCUAGAAACUAAAGACACAAAGUCCUUCAACUGCCGCAUUGAGUACGAGAAGACGGACCGCAACAAGAAGACGGCGCUGUGCAGCUUUGACCCGUCCAAGGUUUGCUAUCAGGAGCAGACGCAGAGUCACGUGUCCUGGCUCUGCUCCAAGCCCUUCAAGGUCAUCUGUAUCUAUAUCGCUUUCUACAGCGUGGACUAUAAACUGGUGCAGAAAGUCUGCCCUGACUACAACUACCACAGCGACACGCCAUAUUCCUCCACAGGAUGA
Messenger RNA from Nerophis lumbriciformis (worm pipefish), 1059 nucleotides. NCBI's taxonomy places the organism in Eukaryota, Metazoa, Chordata, Actinopteri, Syngnathiformes, Syngnathidae. The record is from RefSeq and is a predicted model, not a curated record.